AUACACCUCCCGGACACCUCCCAGUCAUCAUGAAGGUCGCCGUCAUUCUCGCCCUGGCAACUGCCGCUGUCGCCGACAUCAUUAACAACGAGCACCUCAAGACGGAAGUCACCAACAAGGUCGAGUGCAACCGCCCCACCAAGGCCGGCGACGGCAUCCAAGUGCACUACCGCGGCACCCUCGAGAGCGACGGAAGCGAGUUCGACGCCUCGUACAACCGUGGCCAGCCGCUGGGCUUCACCGUCGGCAAGGGCCAGGUCAUCAAGGGCUGGGACCAGGGCCUGCUCGACAUGUGCCCCGGCGAGAAGCGCAAGCUUACCAUCCAGCCUGACUGGGCGUACGGCAGCCGUGGCGCUGGCCCUAUCCCCGCGAACAGCGUGUUGAUCUUCGAGACGGAGCUUGUAUCGAUCGACGGUGUCAGCAAGGACGAGUUGUAGAUACGGAACGUGGUGAGGCGUGAAGAGGGCACGAUACCCGGAUAUAGCCGUGGGACGUUGGAAAACAUACGGCAUAUGCAUACGACUGAUGAUAUGGACAAAAGAAAAUGAUAUGAACUCGGGAGUGUGUGUGCAUGACUAGUACAUAACUACAUACAACUUACUGGACGAUACCAGUGUGCUUUUGCGCGCCC
Molecule: messenger RNA, 631 nt
Organism: Paraphaeosphaeria sporulosa
Lineage: Eukaryota; Fungi; Ascomycota; Dothideomycetes; Pleosporales; Didymosphaeriaceae
Exons: 3
Coding region: 30-437 (135 amino acids)
Biological process (GO): protein peptidyl-prolyl isomerization
Molecular function (GO): peptidyl-prolyl cis-trans isomerase activity
Source: RefSeq, a predicted model, not a curated record